ACCCUCGAAAUUAUGUAAAAGUAAAAAUACAAAAUAGAGCUCACUUUCAACUCGGGGUGUCGCGAACAAGUAACUCGCACAACAAUCCAAUUGAGCUACUUUCGUUUGACUUUAUUCCCAGAUAUUUCGUUAGAUUUCACGCAAGUAUUUCACGCGAAUUAACUGCGGUUAGCCACGAGUUGAGGAUCCUACGACGGUGAUAUAAAUGUUAUCCCUUUCUCUCUCAGUUUUGACUCGUUAACCUCUACACUACAAGAUUAUACAGAUUAAUUCUGUGCAUAGUCUGCGGUUUAAGCGUACCAAGUGUACGUGUACUUACGAAAACUGAGCUGAAAUAUACCGAUGAAUAUAAUACGAGCGUGGUUCGAGGGUGUGAGCUUUCGAGAACAAGCAUCACGCGAAACGCGAGGUUCUCUCAGUCCACGUUGGGCAAGGCGGCGUGCAAAUCGGAAAUGCUUGCUGGGAGCUUUAUUGCCUGGAGCAUGGAAUUCAACCGGACGGCAUAGUCCCACCGCAGACUUGCAGCAACGACGAGGGCUUUCAGACUUUCUUCAGCGAGACCGGGGGCGGAAAAUUCGUGCCCCGAGCUGUUUUCAUUGAUCUCGAGCCCACCGUUAUCGGUUAGAAUUUUGUGCGAUUCUUCGAUUAACGCAGGCCCUGUUUGUCACUCGAUUUAAACAGUUUUAAACUUAGCGAGGGAUGACACAGGUACGUUUUUACGAGACACUUUUUUUCUCGGUUUGUCAACACACAGACGAAGUGAGAACGGGGACGUAUCAUCAGCUGUUCCACCCGGAACAAUUGAUAUCGGGGAAAGAAGAUGCAGCGAAUAAUUACGCGCGCGGUCACUACACUCUGGGAAAAGACAUGUUGGAUUUGGUCCUCGAUCGCAUUCGUAAAAUAGCCGAUACGUGCGCUGGCCUCCAGGGUUUUUUGAUAUUUCACGCGUUCGGUGGCGGCACGGGUUCGGGCUUUACCGCUCUUUUGAUGGAACGUUUGUCGGUCGAUUAUGGAAAAAAGUCGAAAUUGGAAUUCGCGAUUUAUCCGUCACCGCAAAUAUCGACCGCGGUUGUCGAGCCUUUCAACUCUAUUCUCACAACUCACACACUCCUCGAACACUCGGACUGUGCUUUUCUCGUUGACAACGAAGCGAUCUACGACAUUUGUCGACGCAGCUUGAAUAUCGAGAGACCGACGUACACUAACCUCAAUCGAUUGAUCGGACAAAUAGUUUCCUCCAUUACCGCCUCCUUGCGCUUCGACGGCGCCUUGAACGUCGAUCUAACGGAAUUCCAAACGAACCUCGUACCCUAUCCGAGAAUACACUUUCCCUUGGCCACUUAUGCCCCCAUUGUUUCCCUCGAACGAGCCGCGCACGAACAACUCACCGUCAUGGAAUUAACCUCCGCCUGCUUCGAGCCCGCUAAUCAAAUGGUCAAAUGUGAUCCUCGCAAGGGAAAGUACAUGGCCUGUUGUUUACUAUACCGAGGCGACGUUGUCCCAAAGGAUGUUAACGCUUCGAUCGCUAUUAUAAAAACAAAGAGAGCCAUACACUUCGUCGAUUGGUGUCCAACAGGAUUCAAAGUGGGAAUAAAUUAUCAGCCGCCGACUGUGGUGCCAGGCGGUGAUCUUGCCAAAGUUCAGAGAGCAUUGGCCAUGCUUGCAAAUACGACGGCGAUCAACAUGGCUUGGGAAAGAUUGAAUAGAAAAUUUGACCUGAUGUACAGCAGAAGGGCAUUCGUUCACUGGUACGUAGCCGAAAAUAUGGAAGAGAGCGAGUUUCAUGAAGCCCGCGAGGAUUUGGCCGCCCUCGAAAAGGACUACGAUGAGCUCGCUCUCGAUACGACUGAGGGUGAAGGCGAAGAAGAGAUGUAGAGAAAAAAAAAAACAAAUAAUCUCCCGAAUGAACAGAACGUGUUCAUGGUGGGAUGAACGAACGAGCGUUUUCCGUAUUGCGUUUAUUUCAUUUUUUAUAUCAAUAUUACCACCUACGAAUCAAGCAUGCAAACGAAACUCUCGAAACGUCAUUUUUAUGAUUCAUUUACUUUUUCUCUCUUUUCCUUAGUCUUAACGUUUAUUGUUUGUUAUACAUGUACUUUGUAUGCGUUUAUGAACAUAUUUUGUAUAUCGCCUGUAUAUGUCGCGAUUUUCUAAUUAAAAAUCUCGAUACUGCUCGUAA
Venturia canescens is the source of this 2179-nucleotide messenger RNA. RefSeq names its product tubulin alpha-1D chain-like. The transcript has 4 exons. Gene Ontology annotation, molecular function: structural constituent of cytoskeleton; GTP binding. Gene Ontology annotation, biological process: microtubule cytoskeleton organization; mitotic cell cycle. Bases 700 to 1875 code for a protein of 391 amino acids. The record is from RefSeq and is a predicted model, not a curated record. NCBI's taxonomy places the organism in Eukaryota, Metazoa, Arthropoda, Insecta, Hymenoptera, Ichneumonidae. Gene Ontology annotation, cellular component: cytoplasm; microtubule.